AUGAGUCUCAAUCGACCGCUGAGCUUCAUCGGAGGCCCAACACCAUACCAAGAAUCACUUCCCCGACCGCCUCCCGAUGGCCGAUUUCUGACUGUUGAUACUCGAAGAGCACUCAAGAGGACCGAUUCCGAAGGCUCCGCUACCGAAACAUCCCCUGUUAAUGGCGACCCGAACAAAAGACCUCAUCAGCUCUCUCCAAACCAGCGAAGCAACUCGUUCGAACAAGGACCUAAAUCGCCAUUGUCUCCUACGCUUUCACUUCGCGAUGUUCAAGCCGACUCUCAAUUCUCUCUUACCAACAUUGACAAUCCCAGUGAUAUUGCUCUGGAAUUGAGUAAUUUGCAAGCGCUCAGGCGGCUAUCGAUGGAUGUUGGAAAUAACAAGGAUCCGGAUAUGCCACCCAUGUCUUUAAUGGCUAUGCCGACAAUAGCACCCAGCGGCGACGACGAUGAAAAUGAUCCCUCAAGACUCCUCUGGGUACCUGCAAGAGUCCAUCCAGAACUCGCCCCUGGCGAGUUCAAGUCGUUCCUUGAGAAUCGAGUUCAAUCCAUAAAACGAAGGUCCGGCGACUCAUUUCUAUCUGCUGAUACCGAUAUGAGCGAAGGCGACUCGGGGAUAGGGGGACUCAGACGGAAAAAGUCCAUGCUAUCUCGUCAAAUAGAUAGUUCCAGUGAUCGGGGCUCUGUCGAUUACGUUGAUGGCGCUGACCGAUUGGACCGCAAACGCUCACGCGGCCACAGCCAUGAACUCAGCCUGGAAGAACUCGUCAAGGAUCCUACAAAGGCGGUUCAGAAGUUUGCCCAAGAAUCUCAAAUAGCACCAACCGGACCUGAGGGUAGUAUAGAUGACCUACCAAUUCUACCGGCUGCCCCUGGGAUGGGUCUUCGCAGAUCAACUCGAACAACGUAUCGCAAGGGUGGCAGUAUACGCACUGGACCCCUUGCCCGUCGAUCCGGACACCGUCAGCAACCUAGUGGGGACCUGACGUCUGCUCUGGAAGCUCCGCCGGGUCAUGGUCUUUCACGGGUUCAGUCAGAGCCUGUAGCAGACAACUACUCACGGCAGAAUCAAGCAGUGAAGAGACCGCAGAACUUGUCCCAGGAGUCGUUGGAGGAUUUUGAACACUACGAUGGAGCCUCCCAUGGAACUAAUGGGGGCUAUACAGACACAUUUCAAGAGCAGCUACCUGUUCGAUCAUCACCAAGUCUUUCAACAGUUGAUACUUCAUCUUACAAGGACAGCCAAGACCAGAGCCAGCAGAAAUUCCCUAAGCGAUCAUCGUCGCAGAACGCAAAAAACCCUCCGGUCUCUCAGAGGAUGUCUGAACCUGAACCACCGAUAGAGGAAGAACCUAGUCGUAGUAGCCGACGAAGCUUUAGUCGGCAGACUGCGCCACAGCCUGCCGCACAGCAGCAAACGUCUCGAUCUUCUUAUCCCCAAAGCCAGUCUUUGAAUGACAAUCUUGCAGCGAACCCAUCACUCAUCCCUGGCAGUGGCGCAUCGCGAACCGACAGUCUGACUUUUAUACCAACACUAACUCCAGAAGAGCGAAAACCAGACAAAAAGUCCAAGAAAGAUAAGGAUGAUGAGGCGGGCUCGACCAAAUCUGGAAGCGCUUGGAAAUGGUUCAAGAGCAGUGAAGACAAGGAUAAGAAGAAGGACGAAAGCAAGAGAUCUAAGACCAAAUCUCUUGGUGACAGGGGGCAAGACAACGCACGGCUGGAUGUCAUACAGACGUCGAUCGAUAAAAACGCACCCAAGGGCCGUGAAAGUCUUGUGCUUGACCGUGACAAUGUAGAAAACAAACUACAGGAAGAGCGCAAGAAAGAAAGCCACCGCAAGAGCGACUCCAAGAGGGACAAAGACGGUAGCAUCUUCUCAUCUAUCUUUGGAGGCAGCAAGAAGAAGGAAGAGAAAGAGCGAAACUCGAAGAAGACUCAGCACCUCAAGGUCCCCGAGGAGCCAGUGUACAAGCCCUUAGUCCCCGAUGUCGAUUAUCACUGGUCAAGAUUUCCUCUGCUCGAGGAGAGGGCGAUUUAUCGAAUGGCGCACAUUAAACUGGCCAACCCACGUCGACCACUGCACAGCCAAGUUCUGCUGAGCAACUUCAUGUACAGCUACCUGGCUAUCGUCCAGGCCAUGCAUCCUCAAAUGAACGUACCGGUGUCGCCGCAGCAAAAACGACUGGAAGAAGAAGCUCGAAGGAAGCAACAGGAACAAGAAUACCUGGCUCAACAAAGAUCGCAGGAAGAGCAGGAUGCUCAAGAAGCCAUGGAUCAAUAUGACUUCGACUAUCAUCGGGCUGCGGUACAAUAUGGCGAGUCAGGUAGUGGCGAGGUUGAUUAUGUUGACGAUGCUCAGAUUUAUGAGGAUGAGCACGGAAACGAUAACAACCGCCAAGACUAUAGCUACGAUGACCCCGAGGGGUACGGCCCGGGGGCCAAAGAGUACUACCACCAGUAUCAGGACAACGGUGAUGAUCGUCGGCAUGAUGGGCGGGAUGACAUGUGGUGA
Messenger RNA from Fusarium poae, 2514 nucleotides. RefSeq lists its product as uncharacterized. NCBI's taxonomy places the organism in Eukaryota, Fungi, Ascomycota, Sordariomycetes, Hypocreales, Nectriaceae. Gene Ontology annotation, biological process: positive regulation of G2/M transition of mitotic cell cycle; establishment of cell polarity. The record is from RefSeq and is a predicted model, not a curated record. The coding region runs from base 1 to 2514 and encodes 837 amino acids. Gene Ontology annotation, cellular component: cell septum; cytoplasm. The transcript is spliced from 2 exons.